Molecule: messenger RNA, 5198 nt
Organism: Phalacrocorax carbo (great cormorant)
Lineage: Eukaryota; Metazoa; Chordata; Aves; Suliformes; Phalacrocoracidae
Source: RefSeq, a predicted model, not a curated record
CUCCGGUUUAUAAAUUGAUGAUGCUCCCUAGGUAAAUCUACAAGGGGAAAGGUAAAAUAGUUUGGUUAACUGUAGAUGUUUCCUGCCCUGUAGCCGGACAGCCGCUUCGUUUCACAUCCUGACAGUCAUAGGGUUAGGCUUGGUCUAUUCCAGAAUGCACCUCUUAGCUGAUCACUGACUUCGUAGUUGUUUACCUUUGUUUUAAGAUGAGGAGGUUGUUCCAAGCCCUGGGAGUCUGAAUUUCACUUGAACUGGUUGGAGCGUGUCUGUCAACAGAACUGUGGUUUUUAUUUUUGUUUGAAUUUGGGGUAUGUGUGUCUCGGUUCUUAGUUCGUAAUCAGCAUGUGUGGACAGGUCAGAGAUGCAGCGUAGCAGGGUGAGGUGGCCCAGGUUUGGUUCUGAAAGUAAGGUAUGCGUUGCCCCAAGUGCUUUUCUUCCAGAUGCUACUCCACUGCAGCUGUACAACAAAGCAGGAAAGAUCUUGCUUUCCGAGAAGAAGAACAUCUUAUUCCUACUAUUGUUGAAAACAACUUUUGCUUCUUCAAAUGCAAGGAUGUUUAAUGGAUCAGAAAACAGUCUUUUUAGCCCAGAACCUGGAAUUAACAGCUGUUAAAUACCAGCAAGAAUAGUUUAACAAACUAAAGACUCCAGUGCUUGUGCUGGCAUCUACACUUGGAAAGCGUGAUACGUACAAGUCUGGACAAUUGCAGAAGUUAGCUGGGAAUGCCGGUUGCCUGCCUCUUCAGCACAGCUACCCGUGGUAGCUGAAACGUUUGUAGAAGACGCAGCGGAGAAAAUCCUGUUGUCUGUUCUGCUUGGGAGAGAUGGAGCGAGCAAAACCUAGCUCAACACCAGAAGCUGAGAGACAACCAGAUGGCAACAACGAAUGCCUGCUGACCUUGUUUCCUUUUUCACACCAACUUCUUUAAAUCAGACACACAUCCACACCGAAGUGAUUUGUUUUCCUUGCUAUUUCACAUUAGAUCGUUGCACAGUUCUCGUGUGAUUUGAUGGUAUAAUUGGUAUUUUGACACUUAAUAGAACUAAUAUGGUGAUAGUAUGAUAAAUAUAAUUUCCACGCUGAAUAAUUAAAAUGCAACCAUUUGGCAUUCCUGCUAUGAAUGUUGAGUAUCUUAACUGCUUCAUCAGUAAAGCUUCUGAAGUAAUUGUCACUGAGCUCUGCUUAAUUUAAUCCAGAUGUUUAGAAACUAGUGGUGGGGAAACAGACCUCUGGAUUAUCUAAUUGAAUCCUAGCCUGGGUGGGUAGUUACUCAGUUUUAUCUUAGUGAGUACCUACUUGAUAGCCUGUGUUGAUUUUAACCUAUUCCAUAGCGAAUAAGUCUCUUGAAAAAAUAAAAGACAGAAAAAGCACAAAUAGCACAGGGCUGAAAAGGAAAGAAAAAGGAGUGAUGACAAUACUGUACUGUUUCUACCUGUUUUAUAGCUAUUGCUGGUAAAUAAGGGUUUUCUUUCAAUCUUUGGCUGUCAGCUGUGUAGUUCUUACCAGUGCUGAAAACUCACUUAAAAUCUGGUAUUCCUGAUAACCCAUUAGCCCCCGUUGAGCUUGGUCACUGUUCGGUCAGAAAGUGUAGAAAACAUUGCUAAUGGGUUUAUUAGAUGGUUGGAUUUAUUUGUAGGUGCCUGAGAAUAUCAAAGACAAGAACUGAGGUUCUUAGGAAGCUCUAGGGAUAGAGCUAGUUCAUAUUAAUGUGUGCUCGGAGGUGACACAAGAAUGCAUUCCUCCCGCUUUGAUAAGAAUGCCAGCUUUGUUCAUCAUGGACGACCUGAGCCUCUGGACCUUCAUCUGGGCAUGUUCCUCCCCACCCUUCUCACCCAGGCAACCCCAGAGCAGCAGGAUCGCUUCUUCAUGCCUGCCUGGAACCUGGAGAUCAUUGGCACUUACGCCCAGACUGAAAUGGGCCAUGGAACUCAUCUCCGGGGUCUAGAAACUACAGCUACUUACGACCCUGCUACCCAGGAGUUCAUCCUCAACAGCCCCACUGUGACCUCCAUUAAGUGGUGGCCAGGUGGACUUGGAAAGACGUCGAACCAUGCCAUCGUUCUGGCUCAGCUCUACACUCAGGGCCAGUGCAAAGGGCUGCAUGCCUUUAUUGUUCCCAUACGGCAGCUGGGCACCCACGAGCCUUUGCCAGGUAUUACGGUGGGUGACAUUGGGCCGAAAUUUGGUUAUGAUGAAAUGGAUAAUGGCUACCUGAAAAUGGACAACUUCAGAAUUCCUCGGGAAAACAUGCUGAUGAAAUACGCCCAGGUUGAACCAGAUGGCACCUACGUGAAACCGCUUAGUGACAAGCUAACCUACGGGACCAUGGUGUUCAUCCGCUCUCUCAUUGUAGGCGAUGCAGCUCGCUCCCUGUCCCAGGCUUGUACCAUUGCCAUCCGCUAUAGUGCAGUGAGACACCAGUCUGAGCUAAAGCCAGGGGAACCAGAACCCCAGAUCUUGGAUUAUCAGACCCAACAAUACAAACUCUUUCCUCUCCUGGCAACGGCAUAUGCCUUUCACUUUGUGGGAGCCUACAUGAAAGACACCUAUCGGCGUAUUAGUGGAGACAUCAAUGAAGGGGACCUGAGUGGGCUGCCAGAGCUCCAUGCACUGACAGCAGGGCUGAAGGCGUUCACUUCCUGGACUGCCAGUGCUGGUAUUGAGGAAUGUCGGAUGGCGUGUGGUGGGCAUGGCUACUCCCGCUGCAGUGGCAUUCCUGACAUCUACGUCACAUUCACCCCAUCCUGCACCUAUGAGGGCGAAAACACGGUCAUGAUGCUGCAGACAGCUAGGUUUCUUGUCAAAAGCUACAACCAAGUUAGUUCUGGGCAGCGGGUUACUGGCAUGGUGUCCUACCUUAACGAUCUCUCCAGGCAACGCAUUCAGCCACAGCAAGUGGCUGCUAGGACUGUGACUGUGCGGAUCAACGAUCCACAGAGCUUGGUAGAGGCCUACAAAGCACGUGCUGCCUGGUUUGUAGAAGCUGCAGCAAAGAAUUUGCAAGCUGAACUGAACCACAGAAAGAGCAAGGAGGAUGCCUGGAACAGAACUUCUGUUGAUCUUGUGCGAGCAUCUGAGGCACACUGUCACUAUGUGAUAGUGAAGCUUUUCACAGCGAAGCUGCCCGAGAUCAGUAAUGCAGCUGUCCGUGCUGUCAUGACGGAGCUGUGUCUCCUGUAUGCACUGUAUGGGAUCAGUAAGAACACAGGGGAUUUCUUGCAGGCGGGCAUUCUGACCAAUGCCCAAAUUACUCAAGUGAACCAGCGUGUGAAAGAGCUCUUAGCCAUAAUUCGUCCCAACGCAGUAGCGCUGGUAGACUCCUUUGACUUCCAUGACGUUCAUCUUGGAUCUGUGCUUGGCCGGUAUGAUGGCAAUGUCUACGAGAACAUGUUUGAGUGGGCAAAAAAAUCCCCACUGAACAAUACGGAGGUUCAUGAGUCUUUCCACAAACACCUGAAGCCGAUGCAAGCCAAGCUGUGACACCUGCUGGUUUUUUAAAAUGCACACUUUUCCUGCCCUGAGAACGGGGUGUUUGCAUCCUUUCUUCAGGCACCUAAAUCAAACCUUUCAAAUCCUGGUAGCUGUAGGACAGUGAAUAAUUGUAGCUUUUCUUUCCACUUUUAUAAAUCAAGGAGGUGUCUGGGGAGAGUGCGUAGGGAUUGAAGCCUGUUUUUAAAGUGCAAUUAUAAUGGUAAAAUUAACCUUUUAAAAAUCUGGGAAAGCUUUAUGGAUUCAUACAAGGAUUGCUUUUGUGAAGCUGCUAACUAGAGAGAAGUUACUGUCAACAGGAAAGGUAGCAGGAUUUUACUACUAAGUAGUUAACAGCCCUCAGGCAAUAGCUUCUAACGAGCAGUUAUGUCCUUCUCCCAAAAAAGCAUCAAUGUCCUGACUUUUUUUUUUUUUUAAAGAUUAGCACCACCUCUCUCCUUGUUUGGCAGAUAUUUGUGCUGUCUGCACCCUCCUGCAUAGUUUUGUGCAGAUGAAUCUGCCUGUGGCACUGCUUUCCUGAUGUAGCUGGGAAGUAAAUACCCAUCGAUCUCUGGAGCUCUGCUUCAUUCGUCUUUCCAGAAGUCAUCUUCAUGUGUUCCCGAUACAUCCCUCUUCCACUGCCCUGCAGCGUCUCCUCUGCCGUCUCCAGCACUGGCACCGUAACCCUUUGUUGAUAGGAAGUCAAAGCAGAACAUAGCGAUGCUGCUCUGAGGAAAAAAACAAGUAGUAAGGAUCAGCUAGGAGCUGGUGAUCGAUGUUCUGCCUUUCUUUUAACUGUUGGUGCUUUUGUAGCACUAUCUUAAAGCACUUUACAAAUGUUAAUUAUGGUGGUUUGAUGUGAAGAACUGCACGUAGUGGUAGAAACUGCAAAUUUGACCUGGAAUGGUGAAGCCAGUAUUUGAGGGCAGAAAUCAGUUGAUCCAAGGUCCUUGAGUCUUCAGAUUGUUCUGGGAUGUUCUUCUGGUUUUAAAGGCAUUCUUCAAGAAAAUGACAAUCCCAAGUGAAGUGUCCAGAUUUUUUUCCCUACUCAUGCAUUUCCAAGGAGCUUUCUCUGAUUUGCUUCCUUUUGUUUUUAUUUUGAUGUGGGACUUGCACAGUACUGUCUGCAUUAACAGGUGAAAGAUUUAGCUUUUAACAGAACCUCCCGAUGCUCAGUGAAAUCAGUGCAACUGCAACUAAGCAAAAUCAUUGCUGUUUUACAACACAGAUAACUGUCCAGUAACAAUAAAACCUCUCUCCAUAACAGAUAAGAGCAACUUUCAGCUUAAAAUACUAAAAAGCUUCAGCAUAAACCUGAAUCCUGCAGUUCUGAGGUGACACCUGAGAAGCUCUUUCUCUGACAGCUUUGGUGUGAGACUAAUUUUGGAUCAGUUUUGGAGUUUUCAUGGAGGAGUUUUUCCCGGCACUAACAAUGACCAGACGCAAUGUUUGGCUCCACACGCAGUAGCUGAACAGAAAGAAAUGAUUAAUUUUAAAUAAAAUAAUCAAACUUGCCUUUUGGCUGCUGGGUCUUUCAGGUCGAAAUGGAACCGCUGCUGUUCAGGCUACCAAAGGAGGCGAAGGGCUUUGCCUUCCCUUUAUUCAGUCGAGCAGACUGCUGACCUGGGCAGGGAUGAUGGAGGAGCAGGUUACAAAUGUGUUAAUGAGAGCAGUACUAGCUAACUGUGUACAGAUUUAAUAAAUUACAAAAAUGUGUUUUCUGACAAAA